AUGGACGAAGACACGAAUAGUAUUGAGGCACAAGAAGCGUGCGCCAUCACGCGCCCUCAACGUGUCAGCGGGCAGCCAAUAUUCGCGGUAACUUUUUGGCAUGGCCUAACGCCGUUCUUCAUCAAAAGUGACGGCGCUGGCAAUAAAAAAUUGAAGGAGUCGAUUUUCGGUUAUCUCAAUACUUUGAUACACAUAAUGUAUGUAGCCUGCUAUGUGCUGACGUUGCUGAAUGAUUUCGAAACGGUCGCGGGUUACUUCUUUCACACGGGAAUCUCACGCUUCGGUGACACUAUGCAGAUUUUGAGUGGCCUUAUCGGCAUUACUGUAAUCUUUUUUACGGCUAUUCUUCCCAAACAUCGCCUCCAAUAUAGCUUAAGUACGAUGCAAGAUAUUGAUGUGCUGUUACGCAAUGUUGGUGUACAUAUCAGGUAUAGCAAAGUGUUGCGUUAUUGCUACCUGAGUUUGUUGGUGGUCUUCGUCGUGGAUUUUGCAUACUCGUUUGGUAAUUUUAUGCUACUGAAAUCUGCUAGCCUGGAGCCGUCGACGCCGCUUUAUAUAGUAUUUACACUGCAGCACACUGUGAUCUCGAUUGCCACAGCAAUGUUUCAAGGCAUUACAAAGAUGGUAGAAAUGCUAUUGGUUAUGUUGAAUAAGGUUCUCAAAAAUCUCGCACACCAAUGGGACAAUAGUGUUGUUAAACCUAUACCCAAGCAGCGUUCGCUACAAUGCUUGGACUCUUUCUCCAUGUACACUGUGGUCACAAAGGAUCCCUGUGAAAUUAUACAGGAAUCAAUGGAAAUACAUCAAAUGAUUUGCGAUGCAGCAUCAACAGCAAAUAAAUAUUUCACCUAUCAGCUGCUGACUAUCAUUUCGAUUGCUUUUCUGAUCAUCGUUUUCGAUGCCUACUAUGUAAUGGAGACAUUAUUGGGCAAAUCGAAGCGUGAGAGUAAAUUUAAGACUGUCGAAUUUGUUACGUUCUUUUCGUGUCAAAUGAUUUUGUAUCUAAUUGCGAUUAUUUCAAUUGUGGAGGGUAGUAAUCGUGCUAUCAAAAAGAGCGAGAAAACCGGCGGCAUUGUGCAUUCACUACUCAACAAAGCGAAGAGCGCAGAUGUAAAGGAAAAGCUACAGCAAUUUUCCCUACAACUGUUGCACCUGAAAAUAAACUUCACAGCAGCAGGACUUUUCAAUAUAGAUCGGACGCUAUACUUUACGAUUAGUGGCGCUCUCACCACCUACCUAAUAAUACUUCUGCAAUUCACAUCUUCUAAUACAACAGAGCAACAUUCACCGCAGGCGGGCCCUACAACGACUUUGAUGAAUCUCUUAACGAAUACCGCUAUAACUGAACCGUAAUGCAGAUGGGAAUUUGCAUUAGACGUACGGUGGCCAUUUGUUAUCAUUUAUUUACUUGUUCGCAAUAUAACUAAAUUGAAAUGCAAAAAGGCGAGAGUGACAUUCUCACAGUGCAAGUUAACGCACAUUUAGCAGUUAACUUUAUAUUUUUUUGUACUGAAAGUCGAAAGCUGGUGGAUGUA
Molecule: messenger RNA, 1535 nt
Organism: Rhagoletis pomonella (apple maggot)
Lineage: Eukaryota; Metazoa; Arthropoda; Insecta; Diptera; Tephritidae
Product: putative gustatory receptor 28b
Biological process (GO): sensory perception of taste
Cellular component (GO): dendrite; membrane; neuronal cell body
Source: RefSeq, a predicted model, not a curated record